AGAAAACGAAAUCGAAAGUGGAAAUGUUGUAUUGUUUUCCCACAUCAUGAUUCUACUGUGCGUUAUACCGAGUUAACCAGCAGCUAACACAUUUGUGUUUGAAACACUGGUACAAAUGUGCGUGAGAACUCCGGACUGUGAUAAGGAGUGAAAUUCACGGAGAAAAGACACACUCUGACAUUCUCUCAUGUUGAAGUGAUGGACCUGCUCCUUAGCAAAUGCGUUAUCCUGAAGAACCUCUCAGUAACCGCUAGUGAAGAAGAUGUUAGAAAGUGCCUUAAACUUCAAAAUUUAAGUGACGCAUUCCAUGACAUAGAGCGUUAUGCAGUGAAUGACACAGAUGUUAGAUGGAUAAUUUUAUUUAAUACUGCUGAAGAUGCGAUGAAGUGUUUGCACACCAAGGAAUGGGCUUACCAGAAUGAAGAAAUCCGUGCCUUAAUCAAACCCGAGAUAUGUAUAGAGAACCUGAUUCCAGUCAGAUGGUUGGAGCAGAUGCAAGAAUCAGUGACAGGCGAAAAUGCCAAUGCAGAGUUGGAAUAUGUCCCAACACAAUCAUUUGCUCUGAGCGUUCUUAUGACGUCUGAUUCAGAUAAAUAUUCCGACGUCGACAUUGUCGAAUCGGGUUCAGAAUCAAUGAUCAGUAAAAAAGUUACCGUUACUGGUUUUCAAGUAGGUACGGCAAACGAAGAAAUGAAAUCGUUUUUCGAGAGUAUAUCCAGCUCAGGUGGUGGCAAUAUUGUUGCGUUUGAUCUCAACCAAUACCAAAAUGUGGUCACUAUUGAAUUCGAACAUCACAAUGAUGUGAAUGAGGUCCUGCAGAAAGCAAAUAAAGAGGGUGGCAUCCUCUACAAUCGUAUGAUGUUGAAAGCAUCACCAUUUAUUGAGUCCGUAAUAGAUACGUCUAAGGUGUUGGUGAGCGGCAUAUCUGAACAAACUAGCGAUGAAUUAGCCGCUCUCUUUAUGGAAGCAAAAUGGCAUAUUAAGCCGAAGAAAAUAGUCCGAGGAAUACUGCCUGGAACAGCACUUGUUGAAUUCAGCUCACAUCCAGACAUCACUAAAUUGAAGUCUAUAUGUAAGGAUUAUGCAUGUGCUGAUGCGUUAUGGAACGUAAGCGUGGUCGAGAUGUCGUCAAAGGUGUUGGUAACAGGCUGCUCUUCUACGACAACAGUAGAGCUUCUGGACCUUUAUUUUGAGAAUAACAAACGGAGCGGCGGCGGCGAUGUACUAUACGUUGAACCUCAUCAUGAUUGUUCAAACGAAUUCGUGAUUACAUUCCAAAGUAAAUCAGAUGCGGAAAGCGUGGUCAAGGAAGACAGGGCCCAUGUACUUGACAACUGUAAACUUACCGUGUCUGUGUACUACCCUUGUUUGGACCGCGACCUUUCAGAGCAAAUUACCAUCCCAGAACCGGUGCUUAUUGACGAUCUUGACCAAUAUCGAGCAAAGUUUUUGUUUGAGUCAGACCAAAAUAAAGCGAAGAUUGAGGCUUCAUUGAAAGAUGUGUUUGGGCGACCAGUUUGGAUUGUAGAUAACAACAGCAGUAAAAUAUUAAAAAUCGAGUGCAUUGUCGAUCCGAAGGAUUCUGUAUCACGGCGCUUUAUUAUCGAUUGGAAAGAAAGAGUUCGUAAAUGCAUUUCUUGGAUAAACGACGAAAUAAAAGUAGACGAUUCAAAUGUGGUUGCAUCUGAGCUGUUUGAACAGAUGAAGAUCAAGCUACAACGCAUGACGAUUCGACGGCCAGAGGAUUUGGCUAUUGUGCUUGACAGAAAAUCGUCGGGUAUCGUCAUUGUUGGAGAAGCCAAAGUAGUGGAUCAGCUCUCAUGGGACAUUGCAAAACUUAUAACAGAAUUGGAGGAUGAGCUGGAAAAAAAUAACUCUAAUACUGAAGCGUGUGAAAUAAUUGAAAUCGAACCCGGUAGAUUUCAAUUCAUUUACACGCAUAAGAAAAAUGAACUCCGACGUUUCGAAGAACAGUAUCAACGACUCGACGUCGUUUGUACGUGCAUCGACGAACCAAUUAAGAAAGGAUUUAUGUUUCAAGGACCACAAUCAGCUGUGAAGUCUAUGAUAACGAAAAUGCAAACAUUUAUUGAUAAUAUUGUAUGUAAAUAUAUUGUGGUUACCUCUCCGGGGUUCCAUGAGUUCAUCUUGAGAAAGUCUGGGAAACGAGCCCUGAAGGAAAUUGAAGAUAAAAGACAGUGUGUAUUAAGGUAUGGACUUAAUAAUGCGGAAAACGAAACGCCACAUAUUUGUUAUGAUUUAGCAAAUGGUCAUAGAUAUUCCAUUGGAUCUUGCAAAGUGAUGGUUAUCUUAAAAGAUAUUACGGGGAUAAAGGCAGAUGCAAUUAUAAACCCAUGUUUCGGUGAUCUGUCAAACCCGUUAGGCCUCGGAGCCUUGUUAGUUGAAAAAGGUGGGCUAAGAAUUCAACAGGAACUCGACGCACACAACGAGAAAAACAAGGUAAUGAUUGGAGGUGUUUAUGUGACACAGGCUGGAAAUCUUCCAUACAAAGCUAUUAUACACGUUGUUGUACCUACCUGGUCAGAUAAAUCUUCAAACGAAAAGCGGUUACUCGGCAGUACCAUAUUCAAUGCCAUUGAACAUGCUGAUAAAAUGGGAUUCAAGCAUAUAGUUACUCCGCCCAUAGGGACAGGUAUUCCAGGCUUUCCUCCGGAAAUGGUCGCCGACAAAAUGCUCGACACAUUAGCUAACUAUUUCCAAAGUGGACAGAAACGUGUCACUGAGAAUAUCAUCAUCUGCGAUAUUAAAGAAGAAAGCAUUGACGCCUUCUUAAGCACUUUAGAAUCAGGCGAUGAAGUUCGUUUGCGGGAACAACGACAAGAAGAACAACCGAGGUCAGGUUCAUUCGAAUCAAAGGUGUAUCUUGUAAAAGGAACACUGGCGAGUACAAAGGCUGAUGUACUCGUAAACUCCUCUAAUCAGGAUCUUGAUCUGCGACUUGGAACUAUAUCAAAACAACUUGUAGCCGCGGCAGGUGAAGAGUUGAUCAAAGAAUGCAGCCGACGUUACCCAAAUGGUAUUUCGUUAGGAAAAGUUGCUGUCACUUCAGCAGGACAACUGAAAACGAGUCAAAGAAUUUUUCACGGCCUGUUGCCGCCGUGGGACUCUGGAAAAGGUCAUUCAGACACUGUGCUGUUUCAAUUUGUAUCGAAGUGUCUCCAGAAGGCAGCCGGCAAUAAGUUUCGUUCUAUUUCAUUCCCGGCGCUUGGAACUGGUGCGCUCAGUUACCCAAGCGACCAAGUUGCAGACAUAAUGUUUGAUGCCGUGGAACGAUUUUUCAAGGACACUCCGAAAAACAGCCUUGAGUCAAUUUAUUUCGUUCUAUGGUCAGGAGACGCUGUUGCCAUUUCUGCAUUUGAAGAAGUUGAAAAAAGCAAGAAGACGAAAAUUGAAAAAAGAAGAAUAGAACCUAGCAAGUAUAUACCUGAUGUCGGUGAGGAGAAUGACGUUGCGGAAGUUAAGAAGCAAGAUACGAGGCAAACAGUGACGACAAUCUACAUAUAUGCCUAUUCCGAACAUACUGCACAACAAGCUGCGGGAGACGUUUUGGAUCUGUAUGAUUCUCAAAUAGUUGGAAUCCCAAAGUCAUAUAUGAAAAUUAUUUCUGUGAAACAUUUGACAGAUUUGAAACAGAGAGCCGAUAAGCUGGGCGUCACGCUCGUUGAUAAGCCUGAUGGUAUUGUGAUUCAAGGACUAAAAUGUAACAUUCAAGAGAUGAAGGACAUUGUUGAUAGAUGUCGUGAAAGUAUUAAUCGCACGAUACAAACACAUGCAGACAGGAAAUUAAUUCCUCUUCCUCCAAGUUGGAAAAUGACGAUGGGUGACACAACGAAAGUUGUUCAGCUAAACCCUUCAGACCAAGAGUAUACGAUAUUGGCGAAGAGAUUUUGUUCCGAAACUCUCGUUCCGAUACAAAACAUAGUUUCGAUUGAACGAAUCCAAAACCCAACAUUAUAUAUGCAAAACUAUGGAAAAAAGAAGGAAAUGGAGACUGCCAACAUAGGAUCGCACAAUCCUAUCGAGAGACGAUUGUGGCUUGGCACACGAUCAGCCGAUGUUACUCAGAAUAUUUAUCAGAAAGGUUUCGAUCGCAAGUUAAAGAGUGGAACAACACUAGGUUCCGGAGUUAUGUUUGCAGUCAAUGCGAGAACAGCAUUAGGCUAUUGUCAAGCAGAUGCUACUGGCUCCAGGCGCAUGUACUACGUGGACGUACUGACAGGGGAUAGCUGUGCUGGAAGUGGCUUAUUUACAAAGCCACCGUCUCGAAAUGAUCCUAAGAAUCCUAUGCGGUGCUUUGAUUCGACAACUCUUUAUUAUUUUCCACGAUGCCCAAGCUUACCCUUCGUUUUUGAUAACGUUUCGUUGACGUUUUGAGUUCACUUGGAAUCCGGUAUCAACUUUCUCACGUAUUAAAACACAUUUUUAUGUAUUGUUCUCGUGAUCUUCUAUAUAUUGAUUUACGAAUAUGACGCCAUACGAGACUUUUCAUACUUUUCAUAGUGCGUUUAUGUAGAUUAUGUAAAUGGUUGCGUGUGACAAUGGAUCACAAUGGUCCUGUCCUUAAUAAUAUGCUUUUUAAUGUUUUUGUUUAAGUUUAUAUGUUUGGCAGCCAUAAUCCUGAUAAAUGUCUGUGAUUACAUAUGUUAAAUAUACAAGUCAGUUUGUUAUGCACGAUUACCAACACAACUCUAUUGUUCGUUGAUUAUAGACUUGCACACGUUCACAAUAAGUUGUUUUACUGUAAAAUAUAUUACUUUAUUAUCUUUACCAAAAAUUGCAUUGUAUUUCGAUUUGUUAUGCUUUUUGACUGUUUGUGUGAGCUUGUGUAAAUAUGUUGAACAGUACACAUGUUGUUGUAUUUUCUUUUUUCGGUUAUAUACUCUCUAUGUGCUGUGCUUGUCAGUGCUAGUAUUUUGCAGAUUUUAAAUUGUUUCGAACAUUUACAUAGAUGUGUUUAUAUUUGUUGAGUUAUCAUGUUCAUGCUAUUUGAAAUAUUGUAAAUACUGCACCAAGAAGUAAAUGAUUGAUGCAUUAAAGCUGCAAUUUAAAUGUACUAAUGUAAAUAAACAUUCAUUUUAGUUAAAUUUAUUGUAAAAAUGGAACACGUUUUCUGGGGUGUACGUUAAUGUUGUUUCUAAGAACAUUAUGUAAUGUCCUCUUUAUUAUGCCCCCCUUCGAAGAAGAGGGGGUAUAUUGCUUUGCACAUGUCGGUCGGUCUGUCGGUCCGUCCACCAGGUGGUUUCCGGAUGAUAACUAAAGAACGCUUGGACCUAGGAUCAUGAAACUUCAUAGGUACAUUGAUCAUGACUCGCAGAUGACCCCUAUUGAUUUUGAGGUCACUAGGUCAAAGGUCAAUUUCACGGUGACCCGAAAUAGUAAAAUGGUUUCCGGAUGAUAACUGAAGAACGCUUAGGCCUAGGAUCAUGAAACUUGAUAGGUAGAUUAAUCAUGACUCGCAGUUGACCCCUAUUGAUUUUUAGGUCACUAGGUCAAAGGUCAAGGUCACGGUGACCCGAAAUAGUAAAAUGGUUUCCGGAUGAUAACUCAAGAACGCUUAGGCCUAGGAUCAUGAAACUUGAUAGGUAGAUUAAUCAUGACUCGCAGUUGACCCCUGUUGAUUUUCAAGUCACUACGUCAAAGGUCAAGGUCACAGUGACCUGAAAUAGUAAAAUGGUUUCCCGAUGAUAACUCAAGAACGCUUAUGCCUAGGAUCAUGACACUUAGUAGGUAGAUUGAUAAUGGCUGACAGAUGACCCCUUUUAAUUUUCAGGUCACUAGGUCAAAGGUCAAGGUCACGGUGACCCGAAAUAGUAAAAUGGUUUCCAGAUGAUUACUCCAGAACGCUUAUACCUAGGAUCAUGAAACUUGACAGGUAGAUUGAUCAUGACUCGCAGUUGACCCCUAUUGAUUUUCAGAUCACUAUAUCAAAGGUCAAGGUCACGGUGACCUGAAAUAGUAAAAUGGUUUCCGGAUGAUAACUCAAGAACGCUUAGGCCUAGGAUCAUGAAACUUGAUAGGUAGAUUGAUCAUGACUCGCAGAUUACCCCUAUUGAUUUUCAGGUCACAAGGUCAAAGUUCAAGGUCACAGUGACCCGAAAUAGUAAAAUGGUUUCCGGAUGAUAACUAAAGAACGCUUAUGCCUAGGAUCAUGACUCUUAGUAGGUAGAUGAUAAUGGCUGGCAGAUGACCCCUAUUGAUUUUCAGGUCACUAGGUCGAAGGUCAAGGUCACGGUGACCCGAAAUAGUAAAAUGGUUUCCCGAUGAUAACUCAUGAACGCUUAUGCCUAGGAUCAUGAAACUUCAUAGGUACAUUGAUAAUGACUUGUAGAUGACCCCUAUUGAUUUCAGGUCACUAGGUCAAAGGUCAAGGUCACGGUGACCCGAAAUAGUAAAAUGGUUUCCGGAUGAUAACUCAAGAACGCUUAUGCCUAGGAUCAUGAAACUUGAUAGGUAGAUUGAUCAUGAUUCGCAGUUGACCCCUAUUGAUUUUCAGGUCACUAUAUCAAAGUUUAAGGUCACGGUGACCUGAAAUAGUAAAAUGGUUUCCGGAUGAUAACUCAAGAACGCUAAUGGCUACGAUCAUGAAACUUCAUAGGUACAUUGAUCAUGACUUGCAGAUGACCCCUAUUGAUUUUCAGGUCACUAGGUCAAAGGUCAAGGUCACAGUGACAAAAAACAUAUUCACACAAUGGCUAUCACUACAACGGAGAGCCCAUAUGGGGGGCAUGCAUGUUUUACAAACAGCCCUUGUUUUGCUUUAGCUAAUCAAAGAACAAUAUGCUUAUGACAAACAUGUGUGAUUACCUAUUGUUCGUUGUGCUGUGUGAGUCGUCCUUCGUCAACAUAAAUAUUGUGAACAUUCUAGGGAUAUUCCCGAGUUGUGUUUCCGUAAAAUAAGCCAUCGACAUCGCAGAAUCAUAAACAAUUAAAAGCUCGUGGAGCGAAGUUAUUUGAGCUUUUUCAAGCAAUGGAAAUAAAUCUUGAAAAUAUAAUCACCAUACAGUGCCUAAGACAUAAUACCGAGUUCAAAAAUGGUCUCGAUCAAUUAAUAUGGCUAUAGCAAAAACGAUUUUACUGAACAUUUUAGUCCGUCAGCAUAAACCUUGGCCAUUAUCGUUUGUUAUUAGGUUUAAUGGAAUGAUUAAAUCAUUGAAAACAAACAUGAACGCAAGGGCCCCAUCAGGUUGUCUAAAGUAAAGCCUUUAGAACACUACCUGCUUAGAACAGUUUUGGUCCUUCCUUACUCAGGUGAGCGCAUAAGAACAUUUUGCCUUCUCGUAUUGUAUGGCCCUCUAAUACAUUAUCAGGAAAUUUAAAAUAUUCAAAAUACUUACAUGUUAAUGAAAUAAUUAGACUCUUUCAUCAGAAGUUUAACACCUCGCUCUUUGUUUUAUAUAAUUUAUGUCAAUGUUUGUGAAUACCUACACUCGAAAAAGACCAAUAUUUAUAAUUCCUUUCGAUCACAAGUACCUCAUAAUGUUUAACCUUUAUAUUCGUUCGCUGUCGACAUCAGUUUAACAUGAAUAUGUUGACCUACUGAUGUAUGUGAUAGCUACUUUGCAAAUAGUGCCUUUGCUAAAGUUCUCUUAGCCUGACUGUCAUUGUGUGUAAUUUAUAGCUGCUUUCUUAUCGGAUUUUACUGUUGUUCAAUACUAUGAAAUUCAUUGGUAUGUUCAGAGCGACAAUUUACUUUCUUAAAAAAAUAUUUAUUAGAUCAUUUUAUGUUAAUGGCCUUUUUGUUGAUGUAUUAAUGUUUUUUUUAUUUAAGUUACAAUUUUACAAUUUCAGUAUUUUUAUAUCAAUAUAUUUCAAUUGUUUCAAUAGCAUUGUAAUUGUAAUUCAUUUAAACGUUUGUAUUCUUUUUCAGGUACUGUUUUAAAUUUUCCUUACUAUUCUUUUAAAUUGUAUACCAAUCGCCAAAUGGUAUUUGAAGUCUUGAGCAAUGAUGGCCUUUGUUAAGUUAUUCAUUUUUAUGUCCCCCACCACUAUAGUGGGGGACAUAUUGUUUUUGCCCUGUCUGUUGGUUGGUUGGUUGGUCUGUUGGUCUGUUGGUUGGUUUGCGCCAACUUUAACAUGUGCAAUGACUUUUGCAAUAUUAAAGAUAGCAACUUGAUAUUUGGCAUGCAUAUGUAUCUCAUGGAGCUGCACAUUUUGAGUGGUGAAAGGUCAAGGUCAUCCUUCAAGGUCAAAGGUCAUAUAUAGAGCUUCGAAGCAGCGCAAAAGGGGACAUAGUGUUUCUGACAAACACAUAUCUUGUUUGGAUUUGUUUUCAUUUUCGGCGUUCAAAUACUGUUGAGAAAAAAACACUAGGGUUGUUACCAUUCUUCCGAUGCAGUUAUCAGUUGAUUGGUAUUGUCACUAAAUGAUUACCGAUCAUAAACCAGCAAAUGUGAAUUCCUUUCUUUACAUUUGGAAAAUGGCUCUUGUAACGUUAUUUUAUCAGAAUACAGUUACGACAGGGCGUUAACUGUACUUUACUCUUCUUGUUACGACUUCGAUUUCUUGUAUGUUUACCUCUUAUUAAUUUCCAGCAUUAUACCACCUAUGCUAUAUAUGACUUGAAUAAAGAUUCUUCUUUUAAA
Dreissena polymorpha is the source of this 8603-nucleotide messenger RNA. RefSeq names its product protein mono-ADP-ribosyltransferase PARP14-like. The record is from RefSeq and is a predicted model, not a curated record. Lineage: Eukaryota; Metazoa; Mollusca; Bivalvia; Myida; Dreissenidae. Gene Ontology annotation, biological process: negative regulation of gene expression. Gene Ontology annotation, molecular function: nucleic acid binding; transcription corepressor activity; NAD+ poly-ADP-ribosyltransferase activity. The transcript is spliced from 20 exons. Gene Ontology annotation, cellular component: cytoplasm; nucleus. Bases 199 to 4395 code for a protein of 1398 amino acids.